Messenger RNA from Haliotis rubra (blacklip abalone), 3305 nucleotides. Its product is annotated as TOX high mobility group box family member 3-like. Gene Ontology annotation, molecular function: chromatin DNA binding. The record is from RefSeq and is a predicted model, not a curated record. NCBI's taxonomy places the organism in Eukaryota, Metazoa, Mollusca, Gastropoda, Lepetellida, Haliotidae. Bases 443 to 2029 code for a protein of 528 amino acids. The transcript is spliced from 8 exons. Gene Ontology annotation, cellular component: nucleus. Gene Ontology annotation, biological process: regulation of transcription by RNA polymerase II.
CACAAUGCUCUCCGUCUCGGCUCAUUGUCAGGCACGUGCGUGUGCAACUUGGGGCGUUUAAACUGACUUUUCAUAACGUAAUCCUCACCUCAAACACCCUGUGUAUGUGCGUCUCUUUUACACGUCAUUAUUCUCACCCGUCCUGUGGGAAUAGGUUACAUCAGGAGCGUUUAAAAAAUCUCUGUCUCAUCAAGUCAAGACUUUCUUAGGAAGAAGUGGAAGUUGACUGACUUACAUCACAGUGUUACAGUGAAGAGGAUCGGGAACAUUUAGUGAACAAUUAAUUGUUUGAUCAUUGUCUGUCGCGACUCUUAUCCGUGAGUGACAUAACGAGCUAUUAUGGAAUACAGAACUGAUCAUGUGAUCUGGUCUGAAACUUGGCAGCUGAUGUCUGUCUAAUUGCAAGUUAUUUUACAUUGUCAUUGACACAAACCUCACCAGGAUGACGACAGCAGGUUACCGAGGUUCUGCCUCUUCGGUGGAUUGUAUGCCCUUGUACAGCUCUUAUGUCUUGAAGAGCUACAAUACCAACCCCCUUGCCUUCACAAUGGCAAUGUCAAAUGAUCCAGCUCAAGGUCAACAAGGGGGAGACAACUUUAACACCAAAAGUGUAAGCACUUUCCAUACUCCAAGUUUUGGGGACGAGGACUUUGACCUCCCAGUGUUGCCUCUUGCUUCUGACCAAGAUUCAGGGAAUGCUGGGAACACCUCCCAGGCGCCGUUCUCCCAUCAGAUGUUGUCCAACUUGGAUCUGGGUUUGAAUCCCGCACUGACGGUGGCGCCGACUAUGCAAACAGCGGACUGUGCACCAUUAACGUCGAUGCGAGGUCCGCAUCCAAUUGCUCCGAAAUUCCCACCUCAGAACUUUGACGUUCCCGACAUCAACGUCACUAACAGUGUUAUGGCAAGUGCAACCAAUGCCGACAACAUCUUCGCCUCCAUCGCGGCCUCCACAGGGACCUUGUUUCAUGAUGUGAUACCCGACAGAAGCCCCAUCUCCAGCCACCAGUCUCUAUCAACCAUCAGUCAGACCCAAAUGGCCACUCACCUCGGCUUUCAGACUGCAGUACAGGGAGCAUCACCUCCAGGUUCAAACUCAACGUCAUCACCGAGUAGAGAGAGUAGCGAAGACAGCGAUGAUAGUCUGCCAUUGGCUCAGUUGAUGUCCUUAAAGAGGUCAGGAGCAACAACUGCCCCAUCAGCCCCCAGCAUCAUCACCGUAACAACGGCACAGGCCCCAGUACAGUCCACCAUCACGACCACAACAACAACUACAGCAUCAGCGCCAACCACGGCCAAGAAACAGAAGACUCCCAAGAAGAAGAAGAAGAAAGACCCAAAUGAACCCCAGAAACCUGUGUCGGCCUAUGCUCUGUUUUUCCGUGACACCCAAGCAGCCAUUAAAGGUCAGAGUCCAAACAAGAGUUUUGGAGAUGUGUCGAAGAUAGUUGCGUCCAUGUGGGACGGUCUGGAACCAGACAACAAGAAUGUGUAUAAGAAGAAAACAGAGGUUGCUAAAAAAGAAUAUCUGAAGCAGUUAGCAGCAUAUCGAGCAAGUCAGGUGUCACAGGCUGCAGCUGACGAAGCUAGCUCAAUGUCGGAAAAUUCCCCCUCACCUCCGAACAUCAGCCAGAUGAGCAUGUCAGGGGCAGGUAACUCUAUGGGCAUGAUGUCCCAGAUGACCCACGUGAACAUGCCGAGUCCCCCCCAGCAACAGCAGAUGAUGACCAGCAGUUACAACAGCCCGCCUCACCAACCUCCGUAUCCGAUACAGAACAUGGCGCCCCAGCAACAAAAUAACGGCAUGACCUAUCAGCAGUCGGAUUAUUGUCAAAACAUGAACCAGAUGGAUACUCGAGCUCAAAGCAACGGCCUGUGUGUCCGUAACGGUUGUAUCAAUCAGGCCAUUGACAACCCAGGCUGGGACAGCGAAUACUGCAGCAACGAAUGUGUUGUCAGCCACUGCAGGGAUAUCUUCACAGCCUGGGUGGCAUCGAAGCAAGGAGGAAGCACAUUUCAAGUGAAAUAAUGCAUUACCAUGGUAAUUCAUUGUGACCAGUCUUCUUAAUUCCACAGUUGGGUCCCCCCGCCCUGGGGUUGUUUUGUGACAUUUGUACAGAUAUAUUUAUUUUUGUACAGAUUAUGUAUGAAUUAGGUUAGAAAUUGUGCCUUUUGGUUGAUUUGAAGUGAGACAUUUGCCAGCACAGGGGACAUCUUGUCAGCUGUGGAUGCGGAGGAUUAUUGUUUUCAGGAAUAUGUAGAACAGUUAUACAUAUUUUGUGGACCAGAGGAUGAAGAGGUGACCUUAUGUGUUACAAAGGGUUGGAAGAUGAUAUGAAGAAACAAGAUCUUGGUGAAUUGGAACAAUGAUUAAAUGUCAGGAAACAUUGAGCAAAGAUUUUUCAUUUUCUUUCAAUGAUGCUGCAUCUGAUGGAGAUAGAAAUGUUCAUAUGUACUGCCGUCAGUGUUAGGGGCACCGCAAGAGAUUGUCUUGAAACACCCAUUGGGCCACCGAACUUCAUGAGAGGAAUGAUCAGGGCAUAUUCUUCACCGAGAUCUGUGGCUUUACGUAACAUAGGCCAACAAGACUUUGAGUGAAGGUCACUUGAUGACCUUGACAUGUGGAUUGAUGUUUCUGACUUAUUAAAAGUGAUCAUUAUGUUCAUGGAUCUCCGAGAAGAAGAGAAGGACAUCUUUGCUGUAUAUUGUCAUUUAUGGGAGUCUGUUUUCCGAAAGCGAUGAGUAUGAGUUGCUUCGGAACUGUGGAUGUCGCCUGCAGCAAAUACAGUCGUAACAGAAGACAUGUUACGUCAAUAUACAUGGACCAGGCAGUAGAUUGUCACAUCCCUCCUAGGGCUGGGAGACGACACAGAACAUACGUCAGUGUUCUAUAUUGGAACGCCGUGUCUACUGUCUCUUUUGGGCAGACCAAGUAUCUAGAUCUGUGCAUCAUGUGACAAUGUCUGACAAUGUGACACUGAGAAUAUGCAAGACUGAGAACAUUUUCCUCGACGAAUUAGUGUCACGACUGUUUGUUAUCUGUGAAUUAUUUGUAUAAAUUUAUUUCCUGUAUAUUCAUGUGCAGUUUCAUGUUUCUUGAUAUGAUUCCUAUGCUUAUGGCCAUGUAUAAACAUUGAAUAUUUGUCAAACUAUGUGUCUACCUAAAUCAUGAUGACUGUUAUUGGUUGUUAAUUAUGAGGUCAAUUUUCUUUAAUCAUGACACUUUUAAUUUAAUGUAUGUGCUAUUUUUCUGCAAUUAUAUUGUCAAAUAAUUGUGAAGUAUGAAAUAAAGGAACCAAAUUUAC